AUGGCCACAACAUCUACAUUAUCAAAUGAUUCUUCAACAACAAAUAUAAUUAAUACAAAUAAAAUAAAAUCUCUUCAUAAUUUAAGUCGAAGUAUUGAACGUGCACUUGAUGAAGCUGCUUAUACAGGUGAACUUAUAUUAAAUGGUCGUAAACUUCGAGAUUUUCCAAAUUAUUCUUAUACAAAUAAUAAAUGUGAUUUAUCAGAUACAAUUAUAGCUGAUCUUUCUCGUAAUCAUUUUAUUGAAUUUCCACAUAUAUUAUGUUCAUUUUUUUCUCUUGAACGUCUUAAUCUAUAUCAUAAUGUUAUUAAAUCAAUACCAGAACAAAUUAUACAAAUUCGUAUGCUUAAAAUUCUUGAUUUAAGUCGUAAUCAACUUGCUUAUAUUCCAUCACAAUUAUGUAAAUUACCUAAUUUAGAAAUUUUAAUUAUUAAUAAUAAUAAACUUAUUUCAUUACCUGAAGAAAUUGGUCAAUUAGAAAAUUUAAUUGAAUUAGAUGUCAGUUCAAAUGAUAUAUUACAAUUACCAUAUCAAAUUGGAACAUUAACAUGUUUACGUACAUUAAAUAUUCGUCGAAAUAUGAUUAGUGAAUUACCAACAGGGGUUUUUAUUCUUGCUGAAAGAUCUUCGUUUUUUUUUGUUUUGCAUUUAGAAUUAUGUAAUUUAAAAUUAAUUCAUUUUGAUUGUUCAUUUAAUCGAAUUACUCGUUUACCAUUAAAUUUACGAGAAAUGGUUAGUUUAAUUGAACUUAAUGUUGAACAUAAUCCAUUAGAAAGUCCACCUGCAUCGAUUUGUACACUUGGUUUACUUCAUAUAAUGCGUUUUCUUCUUGUUGAAGCUAUGAAAGAAGAAAAACGACGUGGACUUCUAACUGAACAUGAAAUUAAUACAAAAUAUCGAAAUUCAUUUUCAUAUCAAGGAUCAAGACAUUUACAAUGUGGUACACAAAUGAAAAAAACAGUACUACCAUCCGAUUCAGGUUAUUUAACAACUGAAGGCAGUGAAAAAACGAUUGGUGAUGAUGAUUCUAUAAUAAGCAUGCCAAAUGAACAUUCGCUUCGUAGUGAACCUACGCUUAUGCUUACCCUUGCUGAUGAAUUUUCUAAAGAAUUAGCAAGACAAAAAGCUGAAUAUGAAAAAAAGAAAUGUCAAGCAUAUCAAUUAAAAUUACAUUUAUUACAACAAUUAGGUGAAACAGAAAGUCAAAGAGCAAAAACUCGAGAAAUUGCUCGACGAACACAUGAUGAAAAAUUAGCUAAAAUGGAAAAACAACGAGAAGAUGCUCGACGAAAAAUGGAGAACAGUAGACAUAUGCAAUUAUUUAAUUUUUCAUCUAAAGAACAUUCACGACCAUCAUCAAUAUUAUCUAGACAAUUAUCAAAUGUUGAAUCUUCAAUAUCAAAUACAUUAAUAAAUGAUAAUAUUGAAAAUUAUACUUCAUAUCAACGUUCAUUAUCAAUAGAUAAUUCAAUAGUAGAUGAUUUAUUAAUACGUACAAAUCGUGCAAUAAGUGUUGAACCAAAUUUAAUUAGUAGUAAUAAUGAUAUAAAAAUUAAUAAUGGACAUAAUUAUCAUUAUCUUUGUCAACAACGAUCAUUACCUAAUGAAUCAAUUAAUUCAUAUGAUAGUAUAGGAAUAAUGAAUAGACAAUAUACAAGUUCAGAAACAAUUGAUCAAUCAAUAAAAUCUUCACCAAAUAUUAUGAUGAAUUCAAUAUCAAAUUAUGAUCGAAUGAAUGAUUUACAAUAUAGUAAUUUUGAAGAAAAUCGACUAGAUAAAUUAAAAUAUUUUGAUAUUCAUGAAACAAAUUCUAAUCGAAAUACAAUCAAUUUUCAUAUACAAUCAAGAGUUUCUUCUUUAAAAAAUGGUCAACAUCAACAAUCAUCAUUAGAUGAUACAGAAUAUAAUUCAGCAUUUACUAUACGUCGUCAUUUACUUCAUGUUAAAGAAGAUCAUCUACAAUUAGAACAAAUGAAAAAGACAAUUGAAGAACGUUUAAAAGUGAUAUUACCCGAUGAUAUAGGUUAUGCCUUAAGUGAUGGUGUUGUUCUAUGUCAUUUUAUUAAUCAAAUUCGACCACGUUCUGUUCAAAGUAUACAUGUACCUUCACAAGCAGUCCCAAAACUUUCCUUAGCUAAAUGUCGACGAAAUGUCGAAAAUUUUAUUGAAGCUAGUCGUCGUAUUGGUGUUCCAGAGACAAGAAUGAGUUUUACACAGGAUCUUAAAUUACCUGCAUAUGAUGAAUUGGAAUGUCCAGUUGUAAAUGUAUCAUCAGCAGCACUUCGUGCAGGAAGUUUUCAUUUGGCUAAAUAUUGUGAUUUACAAUUUAAAGAAUUUAUGUUAUGUCGACAGGAAGAACAAGAUCCACGAAAAUGUAUAAAAGAAGGCAAAGAUGUUUCAUUAUGUGCUAUUGAUUAUUUUCGUAAAGUACGUGAUACAUGUAAUGAUACAUUUACAACAUAUUGGACAUGUCUUGAUAAUGCACGGGAUGGUGAAAUGUCAUUUAAUUAUUGUAAACAAGAACAGAAAGCAUUUGAACAAUGUGCAAAAGAUAAAAUGAAUUUAGAACGACCGGAACCAGGUUAUUUUUCAAUGGUUCGUAUGCAUGAUACAAAACGACCAAUACCAUCUGAUCCAUUUCGUCUUGGUUCAUUGGAACGACAUCCACCAAAAUUAGAAGUUCCAGAUCCACCAUUAAUAACUCAAGCUGAUGAAUAUCCUGAAGCAAGAAUUGGAAUGAAAUUUGGACAUCGUAAACCUUGGAUGUUCGAAGCUAAAUUAUGGGAUUAA
Rotaria sp. Silwood1 is the source of this 2790-nucleotide messenger RNA. NCBI's taxonomy places the organism in Eukaryota, Metazoa, Rotifera, Eurotatoria, Philodinida, Philodinidae. The record is from the annotation of a GenBank genome assembly.